This is a messenger RNA of Suillus subaureus, 1341 nucleotides long. RefSeq lists its product as uncharacterized. NCBI's taxonomy places the organism in Eukaryota, Fungi, Basidiomycota, Agaricomycetes, Boletales, Suillaceae. The record is from RefSeq and is a predicted model, not a curated record. Bases 1 to 1341 code for a protein of 446 amino acids. The transcript is spliced from 10 exons.
AUGUCCUCACAACAAGAAGCCAACAAUGCAUUGUCAAUUGCCAACGCAUCUUUGUGCACUGUGCUUGCCUGCAUCAGAUGCUAUGAAGCGGAUGGCCAGUCUCAAGCAUUACAGCAACAUGGCAGGAAUGCCUCGGCCAUUUCACUGUUGCUGCUGUCUGUGGCUACUAAGGUUCAGGUGACCAUGAACAUCGGCCAGGCCAUGCAAUGGAACUGUGUGAGGGUUGAUGAUUCCCAUAUGGAAUCACACCCCUUCUAUGCGAAAAUGAUUGGAUUUGGUGCACCAGCACUGGCACCAGUGCCAAGCCAAGUCUCCAAGGUCCUACUACCAGCUCCCAAGGUGAUGUCAGUCCCACCAAUCAACUCACUUCCUGUCAAGGCUCCCAAGUCAAUGACUGACAAAGGGAAGCAGCCAGUUUGGAGGACUCAGCAAUCAAGAGAGGAUGACUCUGAUAAUGAGUCCAGCAAGAAGAGGCACAAGGCAGUGGUACCUUCCACUCCAACACCCCCAAAGUCAAGGGGUGUGACCAAAGAGGUCAAACAGGCCGACACCGAAGGCUGCACUAGCCAACCAAUGCUGAAGGGAAAGGCAAAGGAGAUAGCAGUCGAUGUCACUGAGGGAGAUGAGUACGACCCACCCUGUAAGAGUCACAAGGGACAGAUUAUGAAGUCCUGUGCCAAGUGCUAUGUCAUGAAGGAUGCAAUGGAGGAUACAGUUUUAGACGUUGAAGUUGUCUCUCAUGCAGAUGUCCAGAUGUCUCAAAAAGCCAAUGUCACUUUGGUGAUGUUGAGCGAGCCCACAGUUAAUGACAAGGUUAAUCAGCCAGCAGCCAUGGUGUUAGCCAACAACUUUCCUCUUGACCAUUGGCAGGAGGACACCAAUGACAUCCCCAUCCCAUUACCACUUCCUGCAGCCAAACCCACCACCUUGGCAGCUGAAUGGACCAUCCAUGAUUGUAUGGUUGUCCUGGCAGCUAGAGUCACUGCCAUGGAAAUGGCCAACCACAACACCCUUGCCAGGGUGGAUGCCAUGGAGCAGGAAUUCAAUGCCUGCAUCUCCUCUAUGCAGGCCAAGUUUUCUGCCAUGCAGCUUAGCUUCAAUGGCACAGUGGAUACAGUACAAGGUCUGGCCAACAUGGUGAAGAAACUGUGGCAGGAAUGCACAGUCCUUAAUCCAUCAUUUCCACCACCAAUGAUGGGCCCAACUAGUGGUUCCUCAGCCACAGCAAUGGGUGUGAGGUACUUGACUGGUGUGUUUGGCCCUUCAGUUACUCCCACUGCUAAUUCAGUCAGCAUUGGUCAACCCUCAGCAUCUCACCCAUUUAGUCGCCCUGAUGUGUAA